AUGGAGGAUCAUAGUAGUAUCGGCGAGGGUGAUAUAGGACAAAUCAAAAAAAAAAUUUCACUUCGUAAUAAUAUUGGAAAACGAUGGCAUCGCUUUCAAGUUCUAACACCAUGUUCAUUUAUUCUUCGAGGUUCUCGUGCGAUGAGUGAUCGCCGGUUCAAGUAUAAAAGUCGAGGACGACAAGCAGCACCGUGCACGAUAGUGGCUAUCGUUUACGGUCGCCUGUUUGAACCCAAAGAGUGGACGAGUCAUCAUAUAGAUCAAGUACUCGAAUAUGGUGACAAGUUGUUUCGCAUAAGCUUGAGGAGAAACAAGUUGAAAGACGAUGAAUAUAUGAGGACCAAUCUCGUACACAAUGAAUUCUAUAUUGGUUUCUACAAAAUUUGGGUUGAUAUCGAAAAAAAUGGUAUCCGCGGCAAUCUCUUUAGCCAGUCAAUUGGCUGUUCGGAUUUUGCUGAAGGCCUCCAAAAAUUUCUCAGAAAUAAUGAUUCUGGAGUAAUCACUGCUCAAGGUAAUUCCGUUGCUGUAUGGCGUCAGUCUGGAAAUGCCGGUUUCUUUUGCUACAAUCCAGCCUCAUGCGAUGAGACUGGUCUACAUUAUGCUGAUGGCACAGCUUGCCUCAUGAGGUUCAAGUAUAUAAAUGACUUGCAUGAUCAUUUGUUAAAGAAUCUAAAUUGGCGUUAUGACUCUCGAUAUUGUAUCGACAAAGUCACCUUGUUGCGUGCCAUAGAGGUCGAUGCAUUCGUUGACCGAUUCGAUGUUAUUGGUCCACCUAUAGUUCGGAAGAGCGUAUUACGAUCCAUUAAUCCUAUUGACAUCGAUGAUCAUAAAGUGGACUGCACAAAGCCUGUGCAGAAAGAAAAAGUGCACAAACUCGCAAGAAUACGAAAAGAACCGUUAUCAAUCAAAAUUUCAAAUUAUAGCAUCGAUCGAUAUUUUGCUACAGAGUUGUUGGUGAAUCGAAACAACUUUGACACAGGAUAUUCAUACGAUGACAUGCGAGUAAACGUGCCAUCCACGUUCACGGAAUUACCCGAUAAAAUAGCGAUUCUUCAUGGUCUAACCUAUGAAGACGAGGAAAUAUACAAAGGCAAAGGUGGACAAAACGUAGCAAAUUGCGUGAUGGCUAUUGCUAUGAAGAAAAUGCAUCCAGUAAAGACAUGGGUGAGAUCGACGCUGGAUGAAAUCCUGAUGAUGGGUGAUUUAUUGUAUGCUAAAGUUAAAUCCGACAAGCCAAUAAUAAAGACAAUGACAGCGGCCGAUUUAGAUAAUACCAAAUUCCAAAUAGAAGAUCGUAAACUAGUGAUAGAUGUCGAUCUGAUCACCGUGACCGGUACAAUUACCUCGAAGGUACCGUCAGUUUUGAAUUUGAAACAGGCACUAGAAGAGUUUUUUCUGUUAAACGAGGAAGGUGUGAUCGAAACGACUUCAAUGGCGGUGACAGUCUGGAGUCAGGAUGAUUAUUACUAUCUAUUCGAUCCUCGAUAUUGUGAUGCCACUGGCAUUAGGAUAAGAGAAGAGAAAACUGACAAAGUUACAGAAAAGGAUAGAAAAGAGGAAAUUAUACAGAAGGAUAAGAAAGAAAUAGGAAAUUGUUGCGUGAUUCGAUUUCCAGACUUAGAUUCCUUGACUGCACUGUUCUUGAAAAAUGUUGAUCCUACGAGAAAGAACGAUCGGUUCACUAUUCGGCAUGUCACGAUCGUGGACGAUGUGCCUGGCACUCGAGCUUGGAACGAGUUUCAGCCCGGUAUGGCAGGUAAGACGUGGGUGUUGCAAGGUGAAAUAUCCAACAUGGAUGAGUUAUUUGAAGAAGAAAAUCAAGGAGUUCAAGGUCUCGCUAUGCCAGUUGUGGCCUUGGUUAGUGCAGGGGAAACGCCAGCAGCAAAAUGGAGUAAGGAAACCGUCGAUGAAGUGAUCAAGGAAGGCGACGCUUAUUACAACUGGUCUAAGCCUGUCACAAUGGAAGAAGAAACUGAAAAAUUGCUUCUUGUCCGAGAUCUGAAAAAAAAUUUGUAUUUCAAAAAUCGAAAAGUAAUUAUUGAUAUCAACGAGGCGGCAGUUGUCGGUGAUCUAUCAGCAUCGGAUGAUUCUAAAUUACUAAACUUAGAAAGAGGCUUAAAUCAAUUCUUCGAGGACAAAUAUUAUGGAAUAGUUGAGACGAAGAGACUCUCAGUGGCAGUAUGGAAAGACGAAGAAGAGAUGAAGGACGAGGAUAAAAAAGAGAUAUUUUAUUAUUAUUUCGAUCCAAAUCCUCGUGAUAAAUUAGGUCAAUCAGCGGAGAGAGACGAAGAAAAUUCUGCCUGCUUGGUACGAUCUUCGGACCUCUCAGCGUUAGCAGAUCUCAUUAAAAAGAAUGCGGGGCACAAUGAAGGCGAGAACGAUUUCAUGAUACAUGAAUUAAAGUCUGUGUCUAUCGGUCCACUUAUGACGGAUGAGGAGAUUGAGGCAGAUAAACUAAUACCGAUUAUGCCGAAUUUGAACAACUAUUCGAAUUUGGGCGAGACUGGCGCUAUACUUUUGGGUACCAUCAAUCAAAGAAAUGAAUUGGUCUUCAAACGAAUAACGAGAGAUAAACAGCAAGCUGCUAAUGGUUUAACGACUUUGGCUAUGACAAAACUUUACGAUCCUCAUUUAUGGUACAGUGAACUUGUAGAUGAUAUCUUGAAAAUUGGCGAUAAACUCACUAAUGAGAACUUAAUAAAUCUACCUGAAGUAGAGGCUGAAGAGGAAACUCCCAGAGAUUAUCUUCUUCCUACGGAAAUCGCAGAAAACUUUACCAUAGGAGUCAAUCGAAUGUCAGUUGGAUUUGAAGAAGAAUCUAUCACCGGAAGCAUGACUGAUGUGAUAAGAUUACUCGAACAGUUUUUUGAGGAAAACUCGAUGGGAAUAUUUCGUCAGGAUGACGUAAUAAUGCCGAUUUGGAGAGAAGGCGAAGUGUUCUUCACAAUGGAUCCUAGGGGUAGAAACGCUCAAGGCAAAUCUACAGAUAAGAAUGAAGCUGCAGCAGUGAUGUGGUUCACCGAUAUCCCCUCAUUAGCUGACAUUCUUCGAACAGUUGUACGGGAGGCCGACGACUUCGUCAUCGAUGCCAUCUCAAUCGACAAUGUGUACGAGACGCGAGUGGCUCAAGCCGAACGUGUGAAAAAGACUACUUCCGGUGAAGAUCUGUGGCAUCAUUUUCCCAAACUCGCAGACGGUGUCUGGAGCAUCGACGGUAACGUCACUAUGACAGACGAAAGGUUCGACAAGACAAAUCAUGGCAAACAAAGUGCAGCCAUCGCCGCGAUGGCCAUCGUCUUUUCCAAGGUCUACCAACCGAGACAGUGGACAUCGUCAAUUCUCGAUCAAGUUAUCGUUACUGGCGACAAACUACAUUCAAAGUGUGUCGAGAGACUCGGUAAUGGCUCGGUACCCUUAGUGAACGAAAUCAUCAGUGAAUUUUUCCUGUCUUCUCGGCGCAUCGCUUUAACAAUCAAGGAUUGUGUUCAAGCGGGUAGUCUUACCGGGAUAGCUCCUAAGAUUCAAAAUUUACGGAGCGGAAUCGACAAUUUCUUCAACAAGUACGAAGCUGGCGUAUUGACCGUACGAGGAAAUAAAAAUUUAGCCAUAUGGAAGGCCGAUGACGCAUAUUACGUUCUAAUACCCAAUUGGUCCGCUACUAUGAAAGAAAACGUGUCAACGGUACCGCAAGUAAUCAGGUUCAAGGAUAUGAGUCUCCUUGUAGAUUAUCUUCUACAUCACUUGGGAACCGAAGGCGAUUAUCAGAUUACUGCGAUCGACGUGCUGGACUGGACUAAACCGCCACUUUGGAAACUUGAUCCUAGUCCGGCGAUUCGACCAACGAACCUGCCUCCUUUGAACGCUUACAGAAAAUUACGGGGCGAGGCGCGUGCUAUCUUGCGUGGAAGCUAUCAUCAAGGCGACAAGAUCUUUCCCGAGACGUUACGUAGUCGACAAACAGCGGCAAAUUGUGUCGUUGCGCUCGGUAUGUCAAUCGUUAAGAGUCCCAUCACCUGGACGAAAAAGACUAUGGACGAGAUUUUGGCAAUCGGUAGUAACGUUCAUCAAGAAUCAAGAAAGAUCAAACCCGAAUCGAGAUUGAAACCAAAGGAUAUUAUCAGAGUAUUCUAUGUGGGUGUCAAUGUUUUGACUGCUGACAUUGAGCCUAAUACCGUAAUCGGUCUGGUGGCGAUUGAACCUUCCGUCUCGGAAGAUAAAAAGGGGGAAGAGAAAGAAAAGAUUGACAAACGCGAGAAGAGAACGACUCGGCGAGAACAAUCUUCUUCGAUUUUAUUGGAGGAAGGUUUGCGGAAAUUUUUUGAAGAUAAUCGUGCUGGUAUUCUAAUAACCGAUCGCGGUAUGAUAGCUAUUUGGAAAGAUCUGGGUGUUUACUUCAUGUAUGAUCCUAGAGCUAGAAACGAUCAGGGUCUACCAGAUUCCAACGGAACUUCAUGUAUAAUGUGGUUUGCUUGUCUGGAACCUUUAUAUGAUACAAUCUUUGCAAACAUUGAUCCCCGUGAGAGAUAUGGGGCUUUCGAGAUCUGUCGAGUAAUCAUAAGGAACGUCAUAAUUGAGACAUUGCCGUGUCCAGGUGGUUUCCAACCAUAUUUAGAUCGUAUCGCGCCACUUGUUUCAAUUAUCUGCCCAAAAAAGACAGUUAGGUUGAACGUGGAAUCGCUGAAUGAGUACAGUAUCGUGAACGACGAACUGAGCGUUCUGCAUGGCAGCCUGCACAUGAAUCAUCGUACCUUCAGUCUGAGAAACAGGGGUUUGCAGAGUACGGCAAUCGCGGCAGUCGCCGUUGUAAUGGGGCUGCUGCACGUGCCAUCCACGUGGACUUCCGAGCUAAUUGAUACCGUACUCAAGUACGGUGAUUCGCUGUACUUUGAGAGUGCCCGAGCCGCUCGACCGGGCGCCAGGAAUCUCUCACCCAGUGAGUUGCUCACCGUGUUUAUCGUGGGUGACUUGAGGGUCACCAUUCACGUUCAUAAUCAUACUACCGCCGGGAUACUUCAUAUCUUCGAUCUGUCCGAGGCGCUCGCUAUGUUUUUCCGCGUGAAUUGCGCCGGAAUAUUGCACACAAACAAUCUGGCGAUGGCUGUGAUGCAGCAUUACGGUAAAUUCUAUAUGUUUGACCCGUGCUCGAGAAAUGAUCGGGGUAAACCUGCCUACGACGGCGCCGCAUGUAUGUUCAAGUGUAACAGUAUCGCAAGGAUGGCAAAGAUAUUCGUGGACAAUUGCAACUCGAAGCGAUCGAAUGUAUAUACUCUGAACGCGGUUAACGUAUUGAGCCUGCAUUUUUUUUCAACCACGAGAGACAUUUAUUCAUGUAAAUAUUAA
Messenger RNA from Atta colombica, 5340 nucleotides. RefSeq lists its product as uncharacterized. The record is from RefSeq and is a predicted model, not a curated record. The transcript has 4 exons. The coding region runs from base 1 to 5340 and encodes 1779 amino acids. NCBI's taxonomy places the organism in Eukaryota, Metazoa, Arthropoda, Insecta, Hymenoptera, Formicidae.